AUGGCCAUGGAUAUUGCCAACGGCGAACGUAGCAUCUUGAAUUGGGAUGAAGACCAUGUUCACCGAUGGCUUACAAGCCUUGGUUUUUCGCAGUAUGAAGCUCAGAUCAAAGAGCAUAAUAUAUCCGGUGACGUCCUUUGCCUGCUGGAUGCGGAGGAUCUCAAGGCAAUCGGGAUAAGCACUGUGGGUCAGAGAUUGGCCAUACUUAAGGCCGUCUAUCAGGCUAAGCUCGCUCACCAUGUGCCUGUUGAGGCCGACCACUACAUUCCUCCAUCAUUCCCUACGACAGCACAAAAGGUUCACUCACUCGAAGAAGACAACAAACGUCUAAACGAAAGAUUCCAACUGCUUGUUGACGAGAUUAACCAUGCUCCACUAAAGCGACAACCCUCCUUCAAGUGGGCUCAGUAUGUUAAUCCCACCAAAUCACCAACCAAACCCGACGUCGAAUCCCCCCACCCUUCCCCCCAACAAACAGACCCUGACAUAUCUCAUAGUCGCGGGCUGCAGCAUAAUCAAUCCCACAAGCAUCCACCAGCACCUGUAGAGUCACCUAUUCAACCGUCACCUUCAACGUCAUCACGACCCAGCCGGCAAGAGAGCACUGACAAUCUUAAGAGUUUCAAGGUCAGUCUAGAGGACCCGACGUGGAAAGUGCUUCCCGCGGCCCUUAAGAAGUACAAGAUCAACAACGAUAAUUGGCAAAAUUAUGCCAUGUUCAUAUGUUAUGGUUCCCCAGGAAACCGCAUCGAGCGAUGUCUCAGUUACGAUGAAAAGCCUCUUCUACUCUUCCAGAAACUCAAAGACGCAAAGAAGAACCCUGUUUUCAUGCUCAAGCACAUUAAGGAUAUCCGGUCUCCCAUCGCCGUCGCACAGCAAAAACACGCUCUCCGCAAGGCGUCCGUUGCCUCCGAGUCAUCAUCCAGCCAAUCCAACAACAAGUCUUCAGCGUCAGGGCAGGGCAGGGCAGGCGCGCGACCACCGAAAUUAGAAGUUAAUGACAUUUCACCUCCCGCACCCCCAUUAACAGGUACCACACCACAAGCUGGAUGGCCAGAGGUGAUGUCGCCGAUACUGGAGAAGCAAGAGCAUGAUGCUGUGAAUAUCAGAGACACGUGUUCAUCUUCGACAACGCUCGUGGGUCAUACGAGCACCGCAGAAGACACGGCGAGGAGGGAGAUGCCGCCGCCGAUGUCUGGGGUAUCGUACGCGGUUGCAAUAUACCCUUAUAUGGCAGAGCAGGAAGAUGAGUUUGAUGUGGUUGUUGGUGAUACAUUUGUUAUUUUGUCUCGCGCACGAGGAUGGUGGGUGGUGCAACGUGACCCGACAGGUUCAGGUGUGGUCGACACGGAUACCUCAAAGCAGGGCUGGGUACCUGCAGGUUGCCUCCUUGAGACAAAUGUUCCAGUUGCAUCCGCUAUUGCAGAGGCUACCGCAGCCUCCAAGGCAUCAGGUUCCUGUGACUUGCCAUUAGCAGCUGAUUCUAAGACGCCCAUCCUCCCUCUCAGUAUUAUAUCGACGAAGGAGUUGGAUUUAGUGAAAGAUGAUGCGCUUAGGGUGUUCAAGAAAUACAAUCACUGGUCAUAUGCUGUCAAAGAAGAUGGUGGCGAUCGAGGAUGGGUACCUUCAUGGUUCAUUGGCAAGGUACCUACUCCCGGCGCAGUGCCGCCGACACCGAGCACAGGCUCCGCGCCCGCACUUAGCGGUGGACCCUCCGUCUCCCUGGACACUGAGAGUGCGAACCAAAAUCAGGUUUCACCGAUGUCCUCCGCCUUCCCCCCGCCAAAUAGAAGCGGGGUUAUAUGA
Molecule: messenger RNA, 1806 nt
Organism: Suillus paluster
Lineage: Eukaryota; Fungi; Basidiomycota; Agaricomycetes; Boletales; Suillaceae
Exons: 9
Coding region: 1-1806 (601 amino acids)
Biological process (GO): signal transduction
Molecular function (GO): protein binding
Source: RefSeq, a predicted model, not a curated record